CACAAUUUAAAUUGUUGAAACUAAACAAUUUUGCUCAUUUAAGUGGUAAAAAAUUGUAACCUAACCUAAAAAAUUACAUAACCUAUAAAACAGAAAGAAUCCCAAUUUCCGAUUAAUAAAAUGUUUUUCAAUCGACUCGUGCGAAAUAAUUCAGUGUUGCCCAAAAUGGGGCUUCCUCUGUAUCGAACAUUGUGCGAAAAACCCACUCAAGUGGUCACUUAUCGCUCAUUUGAGGAAAUCGAAACGAAGAAUAAAAACACCUAUUUGGACAUGAUCCAUAUUUUCAUCAAUCGAGACAAUGUGUACCGUCGCGGCCACGUCGAAUUCAUUUACUCGGCUUUGAAAAACAUGGAACAGUUUGGUGUCCACAAAGACAUUGAAGUGUACAAAGCGCUCAUUGACGUCCUCCCCAAAGGCAAAUUCAUCCCGAGGAACAUGUUCCAAGUGGAAUUCAUGCAUUACCCCAAACAGCAACAAUGCAUCAUCGAUUUACUCGAGCAAAUGGAAGACAACGGUGUGAUGCCCGAUUACGACAUGGAAGAUCUCCUGAAGAAUAUCUUCGGGAAUCGGGGCUUCCCCUUGCGGAAAUACUGGAGGAUGAUGUAUUGGAUGCCGAAAUUUAAGAAUGCGUCGCCGUGGCCCCUCCCAAACCCGCUCCCUGAGGGGGUAUACGAGUUGGCAAAGUGUGCCAUUGAACGGAUUAGCAGUGUUGAUAUUCAAACACAGAUUACGACUUAUCAGAGUCGUGAGGAGGACACUUGGAUAAUCAGUGCGCAAGCCCCCAUUCAGAAAGACCUAUUAAAGAGACACGACGUGACUGAACCCUUGUAUGUCGAAGGACCGUUUCGAGUCUGGUUGAAAAACCAACAAGUCACUUAUUUCACGUUAAGAAAAAACUCAAAACUUGUGACUACAAUCAACGAGGAUUUGGAUGAUGUUAGUGAUAUUAAAAUCCCCCUUUUUGGGAUUAAACCAAUAAAAAAACUCACUGUUGUACCUUCGGUUCAUGAGCAGGAAGAUGGUACAAUUUUGGGCUUGUGUGCCACUGGGACUUCAACUAAAGACUCACUUGUUUCCUGGAUUCGAAAUUUGGAAAAAGAUGGUAAUCCUGUUUUAGGGGAAGUACCAAUAGUUUUUACUUUACGUAGCGGAAGUAAAGAAAUUGUUACACUAGAUAGUACAAAACAAAUCGAAAAUAAAUAAAACUUGUCAUUUUUUUAUUUCA
Tribolium madens (black flour beetle) is the source of this 1225-nucleotide messenger RNA. It is a transcript of the gene ECSIT, whose product is annotated as evolutionarily conserved signaling intermediate in Toll pathway, mitochondrial. Gene Ontology annotation, cellular component: mitochondrion. The transcript has a single exon. The coding region runs from base 121 to 1203 and encodes 360 amino acids. The record is from RefSeq and is a predicted model, not a curated record. NCBI's taxonomy places the organism in Eukaryota, Metazoa, Arthropoda, Insecta, Coleoptera, Tenebrionidae.